Aspergillus fischeri NRRL 181 is the source of this 1005-nucleotide messenger RNA. Its product is annotated as IMPACT family protein. The record is from RefSeq and is a predicted model, not a curated record. The coding region runs from base 1 to 1005 and encodes 334 amino acids. The transcript has a single exon. Gene Ontology annotation, molecular function: protein binding. Lineage: Eukaryota; Fungi; Ascomycota; Eurotiomycetes; Eurotiales; Aspergillaceae. Gene Ontology annotation, cellular component: cytoplasm. Gene Ontology annotation, biological process: regulation of translational initiation.
AUGACAUCAGAGACUGAUUUACUUUCGAAUACUGACCUCGCCGAAGAGAUCGAAGCUAUCAAUGCGAUUUACGAACCUGACACCAUCACCGUCCACCGCGCAGCAACAUCAGCAGCCACAGCCAACUCAACACUAGACUUGGGCGGCUCCGGACCCGGCGACUCAUCGAACACUACGGUCAAACUGCAAAUCCCCGAUCAUCCCAAUCUAUCCUUCCUCCUCGGUUUCCAUGCGUCAUACCCGGAUACCCCGCCGAAAAUUCUCGGGACGGCGUCGACCGGUGCACGCGGUGAGGGAAAGAUCGCCGUGGAUGUACUGGAGGAUAUUGUAGGGAGGACAUACCAGCCCGGCGCUGUUUGCCUGUUCGAUGUCAUCAAUGAGGCGGUCGAGGCGUUCCGAGAGCUCAGUUUGGGCGGCAACAACAGCAGCAGCAACACGAACCAGGAGAGCGAGAAGAAGGGAGCAGAAGCAGAGACAAGUGCAGCCCCUGCGCGGGUCGCAGAGGAUAUCGCCACCCUCUCACUGCAAGACGCAUUUGGGCUGGACAGUCUCCCCGACUGGGUGCUGUCGGAUGUGGUGACGGAGAAGAAAUCGGUGUUUGUGGGACGGGCGGCGCAUGUUACCAGUCUGGAGCAGGCUCAGGGGUAUCUGGACCAUCUUCUGGCGACGGAUAAGAAGGUUGCUGCUGCGACGCAUAAUAUCAGCGCUUGGCGUAUUAGACAGCAGAAACCGGCCAAUGGGAAAGGCGAGUCUGCACAGAUGAUUGUGCAGGACUGCGAUGAUGACGGGGAGACGGCUGCUGGUGGGCGAUUGCUCCACCUCAUGCAGUUAAUGGAUGUGUGGGAUGUGAUUGUCGUCGUAUCGCGAUGGUACGGUGGGAUUCUCCUUGGGCCGGACCGGUUUCGAAUCAUCAACGCCGUCGGUCGGGAUGCGUUGAUCAAGGGUGGGUUCGUCAAGGAGUCUACAGGGGCUGCUGAAAAGGGUCGAAAGAAAGGGAAGAAAUGA